UCUCUCUCUCUCUCUCUCACUCACUCUCUCAGUGUAGCUGCUGCAGUGUGAGCGUGUCCUCCUCUAGCUUUAAUCCCGCACGGUUGCAGCAAUGGCCCUGCUGAAAUCAAGCAAGGUUCUUUCAGCUGUUGGGGCGUAUAGCCCAGCUCUGGGAGUCUUCCCUCUCCGCGCAAGCUCAUGGUGGACUGAGGUACAGAUGGGCCCACCUGACCCCAUCCUUGGGGUGACUGAGGCUUUCAGGCGUGAUACCAACCCCAAGAAGAUGAACCUUGGAGUGGGGGCUUAUCGAGACGACCAGGGAAAACCCUACGUUCUUAACUGCGUCCGCAAGGCUGAGGCUCAGAUUGCUGCUAAGAAGCUGGACAAAGAGUACCUCCCCAUCGGAGGCCUGGCAGAUUUCACCAAGGCCUGUGCUCAGUUGGCUCUAGGACCUGAAAGUGAAGUCCUGAAGAGUGGCAGAAGCGUCACUGUCCAGACCAUUUCAGGAACCGGAUCUCUGCGUGUUGGAGCCAAUUUCCUGUCGCGGUUCCACACUGCAGUGCGUGAUGUCUACCUGCCGAAGCCUUCAUGGGGCAACCACACACCCAUCUUCAGGGAUGGAGGCCUGCAGCUGAAGGCUUACACCUACUACGACCCAAAGACUUGUGGCUUUGACUUCAAGGGAGCCAUUAAUGACAUCUCAAAAAUCCCAGAGAAGAGUGUGAUUGUCCUGCAUGCAUGUGCUCACAACCCCACUGGAGUAGACCCAAGACCAGAGCAGUGGAAAGAGAUGGCUGAUGUGAUCAAGAAAAGAAAUCUGUUGGUGUUCUUCGACAUGGCCUACCAGGGCUUUGCCAGUGGGGACAUUGACCGGGAUGCUUGGGCUGUGCGCCACUUCAUUGAACAAGGCCACAAUGUUGUUCUCUCACAAUCCUUUGCUAAGAACAUGGGCCUGUAUGGUGAGCGUGUAGGAGGUUUUACAGUUGUGUGUAAGGAUGCUGAGGAGGCCAAACGAGUGGAGUCCCAGCUGAAGAUCCUCAUCCGUCCUAUGUACUCUAACCCCCCCAUGAAUGGCGCUCGCAUUGCUGCAGCCAUCCUUAACACACCUGAACUCUACAGUGAGUGGUUGGUUGAGGUGAAAAGCAUGGCAGACCGCAUAAUUAAUAUGAGGGAGAUGCUUGUCUCGAAUCUUAAAAAGGAGGGCUCCACUCACAACUGGCAGCACGUCACUGACCAGAUCGGCAUGUUCUGCUUCACCGGCCUCAAGUCUGAGCAGGUGGAGCGUCUAAUUAACGAGUACUCUAUCUACAUGACAAAGGAUGGACGUAUCUCCAUGGCAGGUGUGACCUCUGGAAACGUGGCCUACCUUGCACAUGCCAUCCAUGCCGUUACCAAGUGAAUCUAAUGCAUUGUAGAUGUGGUGUACUGUAGUGACAUUCGACUUGCACAAAAAAUGUCUCCCUUCAUAUAACUUGGGCUUUAUCUCGGGAGGGUGUUAAGUAGGACUACCCUGUUUAUUGUCAGCUCAUCUUGAUUGGCAUUCUUACUGUUUACCUGUGAAAUAUAGAAAAUAAAGAUUGAAAGCACUGCACUUGAAUUUCCCUAUGAGUUAUAUCUAAAGUCUGUCACUUUGAGUGAUAGAGAUUAAACUAUACUGAUAUUACAGAGUUCCCAAAGAACACAAUUAAGUGGCUACUUAGUGGCUCUAAUUUUACUGUAGUUAUUUUUUUCCUCUAUUGAAGUCAGUAAUCUGAACAUUUGUAAAUAGAAUAUUCUGAAUCCAAAGCACUUAAGAAAAAAAUGUAUUCAAACAAAUGCAAUAAUUUGAGGUCUGCCCAUUUACGGUAAAGCUAAUUUGUGUUAUUUAAUUUGCAAACUGUUACACAUCUUGUUGUCUGCUGAUUGGGUCCAUGAUCUUUGUCCCAAUAAAGUUCAUGGGCAUUUAAUUAUACAAGAAGCAAAAGCACUUUUUAGAGGAGUCUGUGAGUUCAGGGGCAGGGAAUAACAGACUAGCUGCAGGAUGUGUAUUGGAUAUGAUCCACUGCGUGUAAUUUGCCGUAAUAUUAAAGCACUUAUUCUAACCUGAUAAAUGUAGUUUGUACGUAAGUCAGACUGAUAUGGCUAAAUAAUCAACAAUUUGCCACACCAGAAUAAAAUUCCUAUUAUUUCUUUUGCACAUCUGAUUUAAUCAUUGGUGGGUGUAAAUGUAUUGUAGGUUAUAUGGAUUUUAAUAUAUUUGAAUGCAGGAUACAUGAUGGUUUAUAAAUACUCGGGUUGGUUGCUACUAGUUAAAAUUUGUUCACUGGGUUGUCUUAAUUGAAAAUCAUCAGUUAUCAAAAUCUCCAAUUUUUCUCCAAUGUGAAAUGUUAUAUGUAUAAUACCUCCUAUACCUAUACGCAGUAAACAAAUAAAGAUGAGCUUGUCAAA
Molecule: messenger RNA, 2406 nt
Organism: Pangasianodon hypophthalmus (striped catfish)
Lineage: Eukaryota; Metazoa; Chordata; Actinopteri; Siluriformes; Pangasiidae
Gene: got2a
Product: glutamic-oxaloacetic transaminase 2a, mitochondrial
Exons: 10
Coding region: 92-1378 (428 amino acids)
Biological process (GO): L-aspartate catabolic process; biosynthetic process
Cellular component (GO): mitochondrion
Molecular function (GO): L-aspartate:2-oxoglutarate transaminase activity; pyridoxal phosphate binding
Source: RefSeq, a predicted model, not a curated record